This is a messenger RNA of Poecile atricapillus (Black-capped chickadee), 2885 nucleotides long. RefSeq names its product nuclear receptor subfamily 0 group B member 2 (gene NR0B2). Gene Ontology annotation, molecular function: transcription corepressor activity; transcription factor binding. The transcript has 2 exons. Gene Ontology annotation, biological process: negative regulation of transcription by RNA polymerase II; circadian rhythm. The record is from RefSeq and is a predicted model, not a curated record. Gene Ontology annotation, cellular component: nucleus; cytoplasm. Bases 1466 to 2263 code for a protein of 265 amino acids. NCBI's taxonomy places the organism in Eukaryota, Metazoa, Chordata, Aves, Passeriformes, Paridae.
AGCCCCUGGGGGCAGGAACCGAGCAGCGAGCCGCCGUUCCUCCGGGCCGAGCCCCCGCUGCUCCCUCAGCCGCCGCCGCUGCCCCGCUCCCGUCCCGGGACACGCUCGGUGUCUCCUGCAGCGAUGGGCCCGGAGCUGCUGCCGGUGUUCGCCUCCGCAGACCGGACACUCACUGCCCGCUGGGCUCGUGUUCAGCCGCUGCCGAGCGCCUCCUCCGGGGCCCUUCCCACUGCGAAAACACGAGAAUUUUGGCCUUUUUUCCUUGCUUUUCUCUCAUUCUGCAAAGAGGAUCAUUUUCCCUUUGCUAACCCUGUGUUUCCUGUGUUUCCCCGGGCCCGCCCUGGGCAGCUCCCAGUGCUAUAGUUACAUUUUAUAUUGUUGGCUUUUCGCGAAUAUUAAAAUGAAUGUUGUGUGUGUAAGAAUGGGAAAUUUUGUUGUUUUAACAUAUUUUCCUUUAUUUCUGCUAGAAAUAGUGGUAUAAUACAUAUAUGUCAAACGAUGACAUAGCAUUAAAACAAAAACUACUUUUGUCUGUGUAACCCAAAGACUGAAGAAGAAAGCUGGAGAUCUUUUUUUCCUUUUGUAAAUUAUCCAGAUGAAGACAGCAGUGACCAUAACUCUGGGGGGAGGAAUUUAUUGCAUUCCUGGUACCAGGGAAUGUAAAUCUCAAUGGUGCCAGGAGGAUUGAUCUAUUGGGAAGGGGGCAAGAGAAAACUGAACAGAAGAACACCAAAGAUCCUAAGAAGAAUGUCUGAAUAUGUGUGAGAAUUUAUGGAUAUGUGUGAGAAUUUAUGGAUGUGUAGCAGGGUUCUGUUUUUAAGGGACAAUCCUUGGUCAGUGAGGUGAAUGCAGAGACACCCGGCCCUAUCUGUACACUUUAUUUUUUUCUCCUAAUUGUCUUUUAAACUUUUAAAUUCUGUAAACAUUAUGUGAACCUCGUUUUUCACCCCAGGUUCCUCUUCCUCCUGCAGAAGCGGCUCCCGAGCAAGGCCAGGCAAACAGGCGCUGAUAACACAACUUCCACAAGCUGCAGGUCGCUUUGCCAAGGCCGCCGAGCGCAGACGAGCGCCCCGUGUUUGUCUGUGAACCCUGGCAGCGACACCUGCUCCACGGGGCCUUGGUGCCAGGGUACAGCCUGGGGUAAUGACUCUGUUUAUCCUCUUUGGGUAAUGCUGAUAAGGCCACGCAGCCCCUCCCGCGCCGAUUCAUUGAGAAAACGGCCGUUGACCGCGCUGGGAGCUCGCCUGGCCCGGCCAAUCGGCCCAGCAGCCACGGGUGCUUUUAAUGAGGGCUGCUUAAUCAGGGCGGUCAAGGCUGCGGAGGGGAGUUCACCGUGACCCGGCCCUAUAAGAGCCGCCUGGAGCAGCCACGGGCCGGCAGAGCUGGGGAAAAACUGAGAUAUUUUGGGAUUUUACGGCGCUCUCCAGCCAGCUGACGGGAGUUUGGGCGAGGAGCCGGCUGAGCCAUGAGCACCAGCGUGGAUACGGAGUGUGAGAGGUGCCGGUGCCACGGCAAGGACAAGCACCCUGCCAUCCUGUACACGCUGCUGAGCCAGGAGCUGCGCCCCGGCGGGGCCCGGCAGCGCUGCCUGUGCCACCAGCGCCGCGCCGUGUGCCUGCGAACGCCGCACGUCACCUGCCGGGCCGCCUCCGACGUGCUGGUCAAAACCAUCAACUUCGUCAAGAACGUGGCUGCCUUCCACCUGCUGCCACGGGAGGAUCAGCUGCUGCUGCUGGACAGCUGCUGGGUGCCCCUCUUCCUGCUGGGGCUGGUGCAGGAGAUGGUGACCUUCGAGGUGAUGGAGGCCCCGGCCCCCAGCAUGCUCAAGAAGAUCCUCCUCAGCGGCCAGAGCAAAGGGCAGGAGCCCGAGGGGACACAGCCCACGCUGGCCGCCGUGCAGCGGCUGCAGUGGUGCCUCAACAGCUUCUGGAGGCUGGACCUGAGCCCCAGCGAAUACACCUACCUGAGGGGAGCCAUCCUCUUCAAUCCAGCCAUCCCCGGGCUGAGGGCUCCGCUCUACAUCGAGAGCCUGCAGUGGGAAGCGCAGCGAGCGCUGCGGGAGCUGCUGCACCCCGAGGGCCAGGGCCGCUUCUCCCGCAUCUUGCGGGUCACGUCCUCCUCGAGAUCCAUCCCCGCCGCCCUGGUCACGGAUCUGUUCUUCCGGCCGCUCAUCGGGGACGCCGGCAUGGGGGAGCUGCUGGUGGAGAUGCUGUUCGAGGUGGCAGCGUGGCCACAGGCGCCGUGGCUGCCCCUGCCCUGCUGAGCAGGGGCUGGGGAGCUCUCCGGACUCUGCCGCGUUUCACCGGGGCUGGAGCAGCCCUGGGGAAGCAGCUGCGGCUCCGCCUGGGCCGCUCUCCAGUGCAGGGAGUGUUUGUGGCCAAGGGUUCCCUGCCCUGGCCCCACUUUUCACUCCCUUUGCUGUGAGCUCCAGGCAGUGAGGGCUGUCCUCAGCCUGGUCCCACGGUGUCUGACAGCAAACAUCAUGGAAUGAGCUCUGGGUCUGGCUUCUGUGCUUGGAAUCUCAGAAAUACUCAGGAAAUUUCUUCAGGGAAAAAGCCAGAGUGUUAAAUCCUACAGGGUGUACAGACUCAGCCCCCCUUUUCAUUAGAUUCCCUUUUUCCUGCAUAAUUCCAUGAGAUAAAACAGGAUUAAGAGCAUUUAGGAACACCUAAACCUACUGCACCUCAUGUGGGGCUCUGGGCUUUCCUGUCUGUGAAAAGUUAAACCCGAGCAGAGCUGGUUUAGUGGGAGAUCCAAACCUCCCUCCCUGGAGUUAGAGACAGGUGCACACCUGGAAAACUCGCUCCUGCUGCCUCCAGCAGGUGAGGUGUCAGUAUUUUAUAAGUGAACAUUUGUGUGGUUUGUAUAUAAGAUGCAAUAAAUUA